CCCUCGGGAAAGAGGGAGUCGGAGGUGACACUUGUUGCGGAUUUCGAUCGCUGGUGCUCGUGCGGCUAUGGCGUUCUCCGCAGCAGCAUCCGCGUCCACGAAUUUGGUGCCCGCCGUGGCCUCUGGGCGAGGCGGGGCGGCCGCAUCGGCUUCGCAGCAUGGCGAGACCGCGCGCCUGGCGAGAUUCGGAGUGUCCUCCUCUGCAUGCGCGAAUGCCUUGUCUCUGUCCUCGUCGCGCUCGUGCGCGUCGAUGGGAGAAGUUUUGUGGGCCAAUGGUGGUGCUGUCCGUUUGGCCGCCAGGAGGACCCUCCGUGUGCGAGCCGCCGGAGCUGGCACCAUCGUACAGCCCGAAGGAUUCCAGAUCACAUCCGUGCCCACAACACCUAUUGAUGGCCAGAAGACUGGAACUAGUGGACUUCGAAAGAAAGUAAAAGAGUUUCAGUCUCCGAACUACCUUGCAAACUGGAUACAGGCCUUGUUUGACUCUCUUCCGGCCGAAGAUGUGAAAGGUAGCACAUUGGUGCUUGGAGGUGAUGGUCGUUACUUCAACAAGGAAGCUUCUCAGAUCAUCAUCAAAAUUGCUGCAGGAAAUGGCGUUGGAAAAAUUUUAGUGGGAAGGGAAGGUAUUGCAUCUACUCCUGCUGUCUCCGCUAUAAUUCGGGCAAGAAAGGCGAAUGGAGGUUUCGUAAUGAGUGCGAGCCACAACCCCGGUGGACCAAAGUACGACUGGGGCAUCAAGUUUAAUUACAGCAGUGGGCAGCCUGCACCCGAAUCCAUCACCGACAAGAUCUAUGGGAACACUUUAUCUAUCAAGGAAAUUAAGCAAGCAGACAUUCCCGAUGUCAAUCUUUCUGAAUUAGGUGUGCACAAAUUUGGCGAUUUUUCCGUGGAGGUCAUUGAUCCUGUUGCUGAUUAUUUAAAUUUACUGGAGGAAGUGUUUGAUUUCGACCUCUUGAAAGGUCUGCUUACAAGCAAGGACUUCAGAUUCAAGUUCGAUGCUAUGCACGCAGUCACAGGCGCGUAUGCUAAGCCCAUCUUCGUGGAUAGACUUGGUGCUCCAGAGGACUCAAUUUUUAAUGGUGUACCAUUGGAAGAUUUUGGUGGAGGUCAUCCAGACCCCAAUCUCACAUACGCAGAAGAGCUUGUGAAAAUUAUGUACGGAACGGAUGCCCCAGACUUUGGAGCAGCCAGUGACGGAGAUGGGGAUCGUAACAUGAUCCUAGGGAACCACUUCUUCAUUACUCCCUCAGAUUCAGUGGCUAUGAUUGCUGCCAAUGCUGAUGCUAUCCCCUACUUCAAAACUGGUUUGAAGGGGCUAGCACGUUCGAUGCCCACAAGUGGAGCUCUUGAUAGGGUCGCAAAGGAGUUGGGUCUUCCAUUUUUUGAGACUCCUACAGGUUGGAAGUUUUUUGGUAACUUGAUGGAUGCCGGAAAGUGUUCUGUCUGCGGAGAGGAGAGUUUUGGAACUGGUUCAGAUCACGUUCGUGAGAAAGAUGGAAUCUGGGCGGUGUUGGCAUGGAUAUCAAUUGUGGCCUACAAGAAUCGUGACAGGAAAGUAGGGGAGAAGCUGGUCACGGUAGCAGACAUAGCCAAAGAACAUUGGGCGAAAUAUGGACGUAACUUCUUUUCGCGAUACGAUUAUGAGGAGUGUGAGUCUGCUGGUGCAAAUAAGAUGGUGGAGCAUUUGAGAGAUAUCAUUGCGAAGAGUAAGAAAGGAGAUAAAUAUGGAAAUUACGAAUUGGAACUCGCCGACGACUUUGCCUACACUGAUCCGAUUGACGGAAGUGUAGCCACAAAACAAGGAAUUCGGUUCAUAUUCUCUGAUGGUUCCCGUAUUAUCUUCCGCCUUUCUGGAACAGGAUCAGCAGGUGCAACAAUAAGGAUAUACGUUGAACAAUAUGAACAGGAUACGACGAAACAUGACCUAGAUGCCCAAGAUGCUCUGAAGCCCUUGAUUGAUAUCGCCUUGUCUGUAUCGAAACUGCAAGAGUUCACUGGACGAACCAAGCCAACAGUAAUUACGUAAUUGAGCAUCAAUUAAGUAAAAUUUUGCCCAAGGGUGGAUCCCAAGAUUUUUCUUCGAUGUAUUGUAACGUGUACUGAAAGUCAUUUGUCUCUAGGCAAAUGAAGACGGUUCUCAAGCACAGUCGAGAGAGCCGUCAGAUCAAGACAUCAUGUUGUCUGAUCUGUGAGUUGUACAAAUCACCCUCGUAUGUCAUUGUAAUAAGCUAACGAACGACUUUCUAUAGUAAGUAGUAGGUUAGCUGACUGCAUUGUCUGUCACAAAACUGAUCGAUGGGUUCACGGGUGUAGUGUAGGCCUUAAAUGGGAAACUCCGAUAUAGACGAUUGAGCUGCCUCAAGGUUCUGUUCUCGUCGAUUGUAUGAGUGUAGUGCGUGUCUGUGAAGCUCAUUCCAGAGCUGCUUUGAAGUCAAUUUGUGAGCUCUCCAAUUCUACCAGGUGUAUACUUUCGUGGAUUAUAUUUC
This is a messenger RNA of Marchantia polymorpha subsp. ruderalis, 2486 nucleotides long. NCBI's taxonomy places the organism in Eukaryota, Viridiplantae, Streptophyta, Marchantiopsida, Marchantiales, Marchantiaceae. The record is from the annotation of a GenBank genome assembly.